Ooceraea biroi (clonal raider ant) is the source of this 2533-nucleotide messenger RNA. RefSeq names its product Equilibrative nucleoside transporter 1 (gene Ent1). Gene Ontology annotation, biological process: nucleoside transmembrane transport. Lineage: Eukaryota; Metazoa; Arthropoda; Insecta; Hymenoptera; Formicidae. Gene Ontology annotation, cellular component: plasma membrane. Gene Ontology annotation, molecular function: nucleoside transmembrane transporter activity. The record is from RefSeq and is a predicted model, not a curated record.
AAAAUGCCAGAUGGACGUAGGCGCGGAAGAACGCUCGGACAACCAAGUGACGCGCUUUCCGUUCUCCCAAGCGGAUCGCAUCGUGGGAUGUUGCGCAGCAGCUGAAUCCUAACCACCGCCCCGAAAUUUGACGACCUCUCACCGAGCGACCUUUGAAACCGUGCUUUAGGGCAUGCUCCUUAUCCUUUGGCUCCUAUGUACUUAUGACUGCAUUCGGAACGCAUCGACUGUUACUCUCAGAUGCACGUGAUCUUUUGUGAAUUUCUUCGCUGCGUCAGGCUGGAUCAGUCAAUUCUCUGCCCACAAAAGGCCCCGUAAAGAAUUGAAAAUCUUUACACAUUCCGAUAGCUGCCAGGUAGAAGACCAUGUCAUACUCCAUCAAUAGAAGACCCUUAUUGGGGGGUGCAUCAGAUAGCGAAUUUGAGGAUGACGUGGAGACCGAGGUAGAUGAUCCCAAUGUCGCGAUCCAUGAUGAAAAACCAUUUUUAAAAUCGUACGAGCCGCAUGACAAGUAUAAUCUUGCGUAUAUCAUAUUUUACUUACUUGGUAUGAAUACAUUAAUUCCAUGGAGCUUUUUUAUGACCGCUGACGACUAUUGGAUGUACAAAUUUCGAGAGGUUCAUAAUAAUUCGACAAAUCUUACUCAUACGUACGCAGAGCUACUCGAACAGAAAACGGAUCUGCAAGCUAGUUUUACUUCUUAUUUAAGUGUAGCUAGUGCAUUGCCAAAUACUCUCUUUUUGAUAAUAAAUACAUUCAUUAGCAAGAGAGUUUCUUUAACCGUAAGGAUGGUGGGUUCUCAAUGUAUCAUAUUGCUUCUUUUUAUCCUGACAACCACGUUUGUCGAAAUGGACACCGACAAGUGGCAAAAUACGUUUCUAAUUUUCACUCUGACGACAGUUGCGCUCGUAAAUGCUGCGAGUGCAAUUUUCGGCGGCAGCCUGAUGGGCAUAGUAGGCAAGUUUUCACCAAGAUACAUUACGGCUAUGUCCGGUGGGCAAGCUCUCGGCGGGAUAUUCACGGCCCUAGCGGAAGUGUGUUCCUUGUGGAUCGGCGCCAGUCCCGUCCUAUCCGGCUUAGUAUAUUUUAUCAUCGGUGAUACCGUGCUGCUGCUAUCGCUAAUCGCAUACAUUGUUUUGGAAAGAGCGCCUUUCUUCAAGCAUCACAUGAUAGAGAAAGUACCUGAUCACAUGGAAACAGAUUACUCGAUAAAUAGCGAAGUCAGCUUCUCGGCUGGCCCGAGCGUGUCUUAUACGCGGAUCUUAAAGAGGAUCUGGCACUAUGGCUUCAGUAUAUUUCUAGUAUUCUUCAUAUCACUGUCCGUAUAUCCGGCGGUUACUGUGCUGAUCGAGAGUCAAUACAGGGGCAAUGGCCACGCAUGGAACGACAUAUAUUUUGUACCUGUGGUGACGUACCUACUUUUCAGUACGGGCGAUUACGCUGGCAGAGUACUGUCCGGUGUUCUCCAAUGGGUAAGAAUCUGCAUUUCGAUACAAUUUACACAUAAAUUCCCUAUCGACAUCAAAAUUGUAUCGUUGCAGCCAAGAAACAAGCCGUGGCUCGUCAUAUUCAUGAGCGUCGGCAGGGCUCUCUUCGUGCCCGUAUUUAUGUUCUGUAACGCGCAGCCGAGACAUCAUCUACCAGUGUACAUCCAUAGUGACCUAUAUUAUAUUCUAAUAACCAUCGUGUUCGCGAUAAGUAACGGUUACCUCUGUAACUUAACAUUUAUUUUAGCACCCACAGUUGUGGAUAACGAAGAGAGGGAAGUCGCGUCUGCGAUGAUGGGUGCUUUCCUGGGUAUGGGAUUGGCGUCUGGUGCUCCGCUCAGCUUAUACAUAGUUAAGGCUCUCUAAUACUCGCCUAUAAUUAAUUGUAAUUAAUUGCCGAUGAAUAUAAUAAGACAUGCGAUUUCACACUGCCCUUUAUACCUUCGGAGUCGGGUAGGACCACAACAAGCGCGUUAAUAACGAGCUUUUAGUAAUAAAAUUGAUACAAAUAUGUUUGGCCACUAUCGUUUGAAAACGUUGCUGAUUUACGGGAAUUUCUUCCUUCUUUUAUAAAGAAAAGUUCGAAUUUUCGUAGCUCCUAGUAGCGUUUUACAAAAAAUUCUCGAAUGUAUCUGCAUGAAACAUAAUUUUAACGAUUACGACGUGAUAUAGAUACUUUUGUAUCAUUCCAUUAAUUUUAAUACGCAACAUUGAUAUUAAGCGGAUAGGAAGAUUUAUUCUCAACGAUUCAUAUAAUUUUUAAUAUUUGUGAUCCAACGUAAGAUAUAUAUCUAGCUACAUUGUUUGUAUGUAACAUAUGUGUAUGUGUACAUAUAAAGUAUUUGUGUUGACACAAUUCUCUCUCUCUAGAUAUUCUACACAAAUUAUACAUAUAUAUAUUUAUUUUUAAAUAUAGCAAUUUGAAAACGUAGAUCUCUGGAGAUAAAAGUAUUAGAUGUAAUAUUGUAAAAUAGGGAGAGAUUCGUCUUACAAAACAGUGUAGAUGAUUUUACGUACAUUGUUAAUAAAGAUACCUGAUUACGCAA